Cyprinodon tularosa is the source of this 2272-nucleotide messenger RNA. RefSeq lists its product as uncharacterized. The record is from RefSeq and is a predicted model, not a curated record. Bases 1509 to 2174 code for a protein of 221 amino acids. NCBI's taxonomy places the organism in Eukaryota, Metazoa, Chordata, Actinopteri, Cyprinodontiformes, Cyprinodontidae. The transcript is spliced from 6 exons.
ACUCUAAAGAAUAAAGCAUGGGGGUAGUAAAUUCAGCUAAAAUAAAUGCGCAAUUUCAAUAUAAACAUUUAAGUUUGCAGCUUUUAUUUGUUAAACUAAGUAACCAGCUUGAUUAAUCUAAAUAAACCAACUUGAAAAAUAAGAAAAUAUCCAGACUCAUUUUCCUGUGUAAUUUGAAUGCAUUAAAGCGCAUCAGCUCAAUUUGUCUCAAAUUUUAAGUUGGUUCAGCUCAAAAAAAAUUUUUGAAACUUUUUUUGAAACGGGCGUAGAUACUCAAGCAGCAGACGAUACUCAACGUGCACCCGGUUGGGAAAGUCGACGCACUCGUGUCUGCUUGUUUGUACAGAGCUACUAUCUGCAUUGGAAUUUCAUUUUUUGCGCUUUGGAACAGCUGACAAGUCAUCUUUGGGGAUCUUAAUCAUUGCUGGAGGACCAUUAACCUACAACGUGGCUGCCCAUGCCACUUUGAAAGUAUUUCCCCUGCUGAAAGAAUACUGCAUGCAAUAAAUGAGGAAAUGGAUUUUACUGAUUCUGAUGUUCCAGAUGCUCAAACAUCUUAUCUGAGAAAACCUGCUGUACUUCAUGUUAUUGUUCAAGACCAUAUAAUUGACAAGCUUGAACUGCCUUAUGGAGUACCAGAGACAGUGGAUGAGCUACAGUCUAUUGUACAACAGAAAUAUAGAUUGGAAGCAGGGAAGUUUAUCUUACAUUACAAGGAUGUUGAUUUUGGAGGAGAACUUUUUUCUCUUGCAUCAACCAAAGAUCUUAAAGAUAAAGACACAAUUAAGGUUGUCCAUAUUGUUGAUCUCUCCUCAAUCCAAUUUGUUGUAACUGACCUCGAUAGAUCUGACGCGGGUGCAGCCAGCAGCUCAGACAGAGGUUCAUCCAGCAGUUCUGCUCCGGCUGCCAGUACUGCUUCAUCUGAAUCAGGUGAUACAAUUAUCUUGUCAUCACCUGAUCAUGGAAAUUUGCGCUCAAAAUCUUGGCCCUCCAAAUUUCCAAUACCCCGUUUCCGCAAUGAGACAGAGCUUGUCCUAGCAGCUGGUAAUGAAGCUUUCAAUAAAGAUGGAUGCCCACUCAGCUCCACUGCCAUUCUACCAGACAUCCUUGAGAGUUUAGCCGAAAGCAUCUUUGAGUAUGUUGCCUAUCCUACAAGUGCACAAUUUGCUGAUGUGGCAGAAGCACUGAUCCAAAAACACCCAUGCCUGAAAGAACCAGGGUCCUACAAUGGAUGUUACGGAUGGCAACAAAGACUGAAAUUUAAAAUGGCCAAUUAUAAAUCAAAACUUAGGGGUCUUGGGUGCCCUGAGCUAGAGGUUAACUCUCUCCAAAAAAAGCGAGCCAAUGAGAAGAUGCCAGCAAAAAACAUCAAGAAAGCUCGAAAGGGUGAGGCGAACUACCUGCCACCUCAUCCACUAGGAGAAACCAAAGAAAACCUUGAGUAACAAAGACUGGAACUUCUAGGUGAAGUAAAGAAGAGAGACAAUUCCCAGAUCAUCAGUGAGAAAAUGGACAGGACCUUUUCCUCUCGGAGACAAGAAAUUGUCACCUUGGCUCCAUCUGUCAGGGACUUGAAGGAACGAUGCCCUGCUCUAUUUCUUCCUGAGCAGAUCAAGGAAGAAUAUAAAAGAAUAACCACUGCCAAUCUGGAGUCAACAUUUAUGGAAAAUCUGGACCAUUGUAUACCAAGGUUGAUGCCACUGGUGAUGUCAAGAGGAGGGGCUGCCAAACAUAAGAUCCAGAAAAUCAUGGAACUUCUGAAGAUCAACACAGUUGAAAUUCGCCGAGAGGUUGCCAUUCGCUGCUUAGUGGUCUACCUUGGGGAAAAUGAGGACAGUCUUUUUGAAUAUGUGGAUUCUGAGAGCCAAAUUGGAGAUUUUGAGAGUCGGGUGGUGAAGAUUCUAGUCACAAAAGGUACUACAGCAUCUGAUCCAGCCAGCACCACCAUCAUCAUAGAGGGCACAGAGGUCCUGCAAGGGUUGGAUGUGCCAAGGGCCUGUGCUUUGCUGAUGGGCCUCAUUUAUGCCCUCAAUCUAAGCUACCCACGGGAGCUGAAGUACACUUGCGAGGUAUUUCAGAAGGUGUUCCUUAAAUUAGACAGUCAGAAAUGCAGCCCAAAAGUCACAUCUCUAAAGCAAAAGCUGCUAGGAAACCCCUUUGAGCCUCAUAGCUGAACAUAAAAAUGGGAACCUAAUUUGUGCUGUGAUGGACUUGCUGUUCAAGUGACUUUUCCUAAUUUAUGCAGUGUAAUGUCUUUCAACCAACAUCUGGU